CAGCUUCCUCAACAUGGCAGCGCCCUUGUCAGUGGAGGUGGAAUUCGGGCCUCAGCCUGCUUCUCUAUGAAAUGGAGUUAAUAAUAUCUGCCUCCCUCCCAGUUCUUCCCUGGGAUGCCUUGAGGAUGAAAUGAGAGGUGGUGCAGAGCUCCUUUUUGAUGGUGUAAAAAAACAUCAAGUCACCUUGCCUGGGCAGGAGGAGCCCUGGGACAUCCGGAACCUCCUCAUCUGGAUCAAGAAGAAUUUGCUAAAAGAGCGGCCAGAGCUGUUCAUCCAGGGAGACAGUGUGCGACCAGGAAUUCUGGUGCUGAUUAACGAUGCCGACUGGGAAUUGCUGGGUGAGCUGGACUACCAGCUGCAGGACCAGGACAGUGUCCUCUUCAUCUCCACGCUGCAUGGAGGCUGAGGGUCCCUCUCUUCCUCGGCACCCUUAUGGGGGAGAACGGAACAGACAAACAUCCCCUUGGACCCAGCUUCCAGGUCUCCCUGUCCCCUGUGGCUGCCUUCUUCCCUGCUCUAUCCCCCAAGCUCCCUCCAGGCAGGGAAAAGAGGCCAGGUGCUAAAAAUGAGCCUUUCUCAGGCACGUGAGCAGGGGAAAGCAGGCAGGCAGGCUCCUGAGCCCAAGGCUCCUUCCCAGCUGAGGUGGGGGAGGGUGCCCCUCUGGUGCGUCUGGAGCAGAGGGGGGCUGUGUGGCCAGGUGACCCAGCUGUCUUCCACUCCUGUCUCAGUCUGAGCACUGAGUGACUGCCCCGAGGAGGCACUCCAGCUCAUGGGCCACAUUUGUGGAGAUGAAUGGACCUGAAUAACUGAUGGGAGACCCCUCCCUUCCCAAAGACUGGAGGAGUCUCCGCCUCAGUUUCCCCAUCUGGAGAGCAGAGGGCUCUGUCUGUCCCCCACUGAUAUCAUUAUGGAACCCCAGCUGGGGUCCCCUAUUCAAUGCUGACUCCCUCCCCCUCACCCAGCAGCUGCUCUCCCAGCCACACCCCUCCUCCUGCUCCCCCCACCCCCAGCCCUUGACCCUGGCUGGCCUCCCCCACACACACAGGCCACCAGAUGGGCUCCUGAGACCCUCACCAGGCUGCCUAUAGUUCAUUCUUCUGGGGGUGGAGGAGAGGAAGUAGCCCAACCUCCAAUUGGCCAAUAGGCCUGGGGGAUUGAGUGUGCCUCAGUUUCCUUCUCUACGAUAACUGAAUAUUCAUAAUAUCUGAAAGCCGAGGAGAUAUUCGAUGGCGAAGAUGUAAAGUCUAUGUCCCUUUCCACCUCCUGCAGAAAGCAAGGUGAAGGCAGGCAGCACUUGGUAGACAGAGUGGUUUGCCCCUCCUCCCUAUGUCUGUUUUGAAGUCUGGGGUCUCCGUGCCUACAACAGCUGGCCUUGAGCAAAUAAAAGACUAGGUUGUUUACUA
Sciurus carolinensis (gray squirrel) is the source of this 1403-nucleotide messenger RNA. It is a transcript of the gene Urm1, whose product is annotated as ubiquitin related modifier 1. Gene Ontology annotation, molecular function: protein tag activity. Gene Ontology annotation, biological process: tRNA thio-modification; protein urmylation. NCBI's taxonomy places the organism in Eukaryota, Metazoa, Chordata, Mammalia, Rodentia, Sciuridae. Gene Ontology annotation, cellular component: nucleus; cytoplasm. Bases 131 to 406 code for a protein of 91 amino acids. The record is from RefSeq and is a predicted model, not a curated record. The transcript is spliced from 6 exons.